Molecule: messenger RNA, 309 nt
Organism: Coregonus sp. 'balchen'
Lineage: Eukaryota; Metazoa; Chordata; Actinopteri; Salmoniformes; Salmonidae
Source: the annotation of a GenBank genome assembly
AUGUCUGAUGAAAACUUCUGUGAAGAUCCUGACAUCAUCAAUGAAAUUAAGAACUGCGACAAGUUUACCCAAGCAGAGAACGCAGCCAAGGAAAAGAAGGACCUGGAUCUCCUGGAGAAUGUGACCCUUAGCAUCGCUGUGGCAGGGGAGAGCGGGGUGGGAAAAUCCACCUUCGUUAAUGCCUUUCUUGGACUCAGAGAUGGGGACGAGGGAGCAGCAGAAACCGGAGUGACCAAGACCACCAUGAAGGCCAUCAGUUACAGCCACCCUACCAUGCCUAACGUGUACAUCUGGGACCUCAAACUUUAA